Molecule: messenger RNA, 262 nt
Organism: Amorphotheca resinae ATCC 22711
Lineage: Eukaryota; Fungi; Ascomycota; Leotiomycetes; Helotiales; Amorphothecaceae
Exons: 1
Coding region: 14-247 (77 amino acids)
Source: RefSeq, a predicted model, not a curated record
UCCAAGCGUUGCUAUGCUGCUCGCUGCAAGUAUAUUAUUUGCUCAGGUCAGAGCUGCGACUUCUCAGAAACAGGGAAAUAGAAAUAUAUAUGUUAGACCUGUAGUAGGAUAUACUGUAUACCUUACAUAUGAAAUUUGCAGAAGUGCAGUAUGUAUGUCUACCUCAUCAUCUCAGUCUUUAGCUUACAACGACACGUCACCUCAAGAAUAUUCCAACGCAGCAACGCUCAAAAAAUUCAUUUCAUAGUAUGCCAUGGAAGUU